GUCUCAUCAAACUUAUAAACAAAAAUCUCUUGCGUAUUCUCUUAUGUGUCAAAAACCCAUAUGCUAUUUUUCUAUAUAGAGACAUCCCUUUCAUUAUAAAUGGCAAAUCCUUAUUCAAAUGUGCCUCAAGCUGACCAGUCACCACCACCUCAACCUUCAAACCAAUCCAUACAAGUCCCUGACCCUCCAUCCUCUAUUCUGCUCCCAAUCCUCCAAGAUGAUCAAUACGCACCUCAUUCCACCUCCUCGAACCAGUCUCCAAGAUCAAUUCCUUCUCCAGCUGGAUCUCUGGGUCAACCAUUAACGGUGAGACAGGAUGAAUAUUCACCAAGGUUCGGGUUUCCAGGCCAACCUGUGAGUGGAAGGCAGGAUGACCAAUCACCAAGGUCCACCCGAUCCUCAGGUGGGUCAUCGACUCUGCCCACAAGCGGAAGACACCCGAGUUAUAAGGGAAUUAGGUUACGGAGCGGGAAAUGGGUAUCUGAGAUCCGGGAACCACGUAAAACUACGCGUGUAUGGCUUGGUACGUAUCCAACUCCUGAAAUGGCAGCCGCCGCUUAUGAUGCGGCGGCUCUAGCCCUUAAAGGCCCUGAUACACCACUAAAUUUCCCGGAAUCGAUUCUUUCCUACCCAAUACCAGCCUCAGCAUCCUCUAGUGAUAUAAGGGCUGCAGCUGCUAGUGCAGCAUCAAGCAGGUCGCCGAGACCUGAAGCUGGGCCAAAUCCUGAAUGGGACCGGCUUGAAACAGAAGGCACAUCAUCCAGUACUACCACUGCUGACAUUCAAUCAGGACAGGAAUUCAUCGACGAGGAAGAACUUUUGAACCUGCCCAAUUUGCUAGUUGACAUGGCAGGAGGAAUGCUUGUAAGUCCACCAAGAAUAAACACGCCAUCUUCUGAUGAUUCACCAGGGAAUUCCGAUGCAGAAAACCUAUGGUCCUACCACUAAAACCCAGCCAGGUAUAUCCAGCCUCAUUUCUGAAUGGAAAUUUUUCAUGGUACUAGAUGUCUGCUUCUCGGUUUUGGUAAAAAAGAAGAGGUUUAGGACGUCACUCGGUGGACCCAUGGAUGGCUCUUAUUCAAGAUUUUAGCGUUGAAGUGGUUUUACAGGUAAAGAUAAAACUAGUAGGUGGAUUAACUCUGCAGCUACAGUGGUUAGCUUUAAAGUUGUCAGCCAGAGCCAGAGCCAGAGCACGUCUCUCUCUUUCCAUAUAAAUGUUUUGUCUUCAUAAGGCUUCUGAGAGAGAUCUUUUCCCUUGUAGUUUGAUAACUGUCCCUCUCAUGUAUUUGAUAUUUUAUGGAACGAACAGCCUCUCCUUCCAAGUUUUUACUCCCAUUUUUCUUUCUUCAUUUUCUCUCCCCUUUUCGAACAAUGGAAAGUUCCAUUCACCUUGAA
This is a messenger RNA of Populus nigra (black poplar), 1395 nucleotides long. Its product is annotated as ethylene-responsive transcription factor ERF027-like. The record is from RefSeq and is a predicted model, not a curated record. Gene Ontology annotation, molecular function: DNA-binding transcription factor activity; DNA binding. NCBI's taxonomy places the organism in Eukaryota, Viridiplantae, Streptophyta, Magnoliopsida, Malpighiales, Salicaceae. The transcript has a single exon. Gene Ontology annotation, biological process: regulation of DNA-templated transcription. Bases 100 to 948 code for a protein of 282 amino acids.